GCGCCUCCUCCGGGCGGGAUAAUUGAACGCGGCGCGCAGGAGCCUCGCGUUGGCUGCCCAGGCCUGGCUCGAGCGUGUAGCCGCUGCCCGCCGUGCCUUUGUCCGCCGCCGGAGCCCGCCAGCCCCAUGGAGCGCCCCGUGCCGUCGCGCCUCGUCCCGCUGCCGCUGCUGCUGCUCAGCAGCCUCUCGCUGCUGGCAGCCCGAGCGAAUGCAGACAUCUCCAUGGAGGCUUGCUGCACGGAUGGAAAUCAGAUGGCUAACCAGCACAGGGACUGCUCGCUGCCGUACACCUCAGAAUCCAAGGAGUGCAGGAUGGUCCAGGAGCAAUGUUGUCACAACCAACUGGAAGAGCUGCACUGUGCCACGGGCAUCAACCUGGCCAGCGAGCCAGAAGGCUGCGCCUCGCUCCACAGCUACAACAGUAGCCUUGAGACCAUCUUCAUAAAGAGGUGCUGCCACUGUUGCAUGCUGGGAAAGGCAUCCCUGGCCCGAGACCAGACCUGUGAACCCAUUGUCAUGAUAAGCUACCAGUGUGGGCUGGUGUUCCGUGCCUGCUGUGUGAAGGCCCGGGAGAAUUCAGACUUUGUCCAAGGCAACGGUGCAGACCUUCAGGACCCAGCUAAGAUUCCUGACGAGGAGGACCAAGAAGACCCGUACCUGAAUGACCGCUGUCGAGGUGGCGGGCCCUGUAAGCAGCAGUGCCGUGACACUGGGGACGAGGUGAUCUGCUCUUGCUUUGUGGGCUACCAGCUGCAGUCGGAUGGUGUCUCCUGCGAAGAUAUCAAUGAAUGCAUCACAGGCAGCCAUAACUGCCGGCUGGGAGAAUCCUGCAUCAAUACAGUGGGCUCUUUCCGCUGCCAGCGGGACAGCAGCUGUGGGACUGGCUAUGAGCUCACAGAGGAUAAUAACUGCAAAGAUAUUGACGAAUGUGAGACUGGUAUUCAUAACUGCCCCCCCGAUUUUAUCUGUCAGAAUACUCUGGGAUCCUUCCGUUGCAGACCGAAGCUGCAGUGCAAGAGCGGCUUCAUACAGGAUGCUCUAGGCAACUGCAUUGAUAUCAAUGAGUGUUUAAGUAUCAGUGCUCCAUGCCCUGUGGGGCAGACAUGCAUCAAUACAGAGGGCUCCUACACAUGCCAGAAGAAUGUGCCCAACUGUGGCCGUGGUUAUCAUCUCAAUGAAGAGGGGACCCGCUGUGUUGAUGUGGAUGAGUGCUCCCCACCAGCGGAGCCCUGUGGGAAGGGACACCACUGCCUGAACUCCCCCGGCAGCUUCCGCUGCGAGUGCAAGGCUGGCUUCUAUUUUGAUGGCAUCAGCAGGACCUGCGUGGAUAUCAACGAGUGCCAGCGCUAUCCCGGGCGCCUGUGUGGCCACAAGUGUGAGAACACGCCAGGCUCCUUCCACUGCAGCUGCUCCGCCGGCUUCCGGCUGUCUGUGGACGGCCGGUCUUGUGAAGAUGUGAACGAGUGUCUCAACAGCCCUUGCAGCCAGGAGUGUGCUAAUGUCUAUGGCUCCUACCAGUGCUAUUGCCGACGAGGUUACCAGCUCAGUGACGUGGAUGGGGUCACCUGCGAAGAUAUUGAUGAGUGUGCCCUGCCCACUGGAGGUCACAUCUGCUCCUACCGCUGCAUCAACAUCCCCGGAAGCUUCCAGUGCAGCUGCCCCUCAUCUGGCUACAGGCUAGCUCCCAAUGGCCGCAACUGCCAAGACAUUGAUGAGUGUGUGACCGGCAUCCAUAACUGUUCCAUCAAUGAGACUUGCUUCAACAUCCAGGGCAGCUUCCGCUGUCUGUCCUUUGAAUGCCCCGAGAACUAUCGCCGCUCCGCAGACACCUUCCGCCAAGAGAAAACAGACACCGUCCGCUGCAUCAAGUCUUGCCGUCCCAACGAUGAGGCCUGCGUGCGGGACCCUGUACAUACCGUCUCCCACACCGUCAUCUCGCUGCCCACCUUUCGAGAGUUCACCCGUCCUGAGGAGAUCAUCUUUCUGAGGGCUGUCACACCGCUGUACCCCGCCAACCAGGCCGACAUCAUCUUCGACAUCACAGAAGGGAACCUUCGAGACUCCUUUGAUAUCAUCAAGCGCUAUGAGGACGGCAUGACUGUGGGUGUCGUGCGCCAAGUGCGGCCCAUCGUGGGCCCGUUUUACGCUGUCCUGAAGCUGGAGAUGAACUACGUGUUGGGAGGCGUAGUUUCCCACCGGAACGUCGUCAAUGUACACAUCUUCGUCUCCGAGUACUGGUUCUGAGGGCAGGUUGUGGCUCAGCCAGGAGUGUACCCCGCCCCCUGGCUACGCCCUUGCUGCCAGUGACAGCCAGGUGCCUGUCUCUACCCCUCGGGCCUCCCUUGAUGUUUCAUAUUGGUUUGUAUGGCCACGUGCAUUAGGCUGAGCCGCAUCACUUAAGUCCAGCUGGUGUACUGUGGCGUUUAAACAUGGCUCAGCUGGGUGGUUGAAUCCUUGCUUUUUUUUUUAAAUGCAAAGGCCAAAUCGGAAUUUUGUUCCCUUUCUCUACCUGUGAGCUAGGCAUUGCUAAGGACCAAUUGAAGGAGUUUUCAAAGCAGCACUCCACCCAAAAGCCGAGGUAGUUCUCACUGAGUCUGCAUGAGGAUUGGCAUUUUGGUACUUUUUUUUUUUUUUUUUUAACCAACGGGGCUCUUUGUGUUUCAAGUUGAUGGCUGCUGUAGAGUGGCACAUAAAUAAAUGUACAAUAAAUUCUCCCCAGAAGCAGCUGACAAGCAUGCCUCGGGGGCACUUGGAAAGUGGAUUGCAAUUUUGUUCAAAGGAGGGCCCCUUGGUAAAGAUGUGAGCUGCAAGGUUUGUGUGUGGCCUGGUAUGGCUGUGGGGAAGGCUGGGAUGUCCCAGUGUGUCUGGGGUGGCUGGUGUCUCCCAGUGUGUCCAUGGGGGUGGCUGGUGCAUCCCUAUCUGUUUGUGAGGGUGGCCAGUAUGUCCCAGUGUGUCUAUGGGGGUGGCUGGUGUGUCCCCAUGUGUCUGUAGAGAUGGCUGGUGUGUCCCUGUGUGUCUGUAGAAGUGUCUGGUGUGUUUCAGUGUGUCCAUAGAGGUGGCUGGCUUUCUUUGUACCCUGAAGCUGCCUUUCCUCACAAGAGUAAACAGGCUUUUGUGAUCUUCCUGACAACCUACUAUACACUCUCCGGAUGGGGCUUCUGCUAGCUCAGAGGUCUUCCAUGAGCUGGAGGACUGCAAAUCUCUCCUAAAGCCAAUUUCAAAGUCUCCCCUGCCCCCAUAGCUCCAGCUAAGGGGUUGCAAAAGCUUCCCAGUCUGGAAUCGUUGUUGUCAUAUUGUCUUGUUGCUAUGACAAAAUACUAAAAGCUGGGCUAUUUAUAAAGAAUAAAUGUUUACUUAGC
Messenger RNA from Mus musculus (house mouse), 3359 nucleotides. RefSeq names its product fibulin 1 (gene Fbln1). Gene Ontology annotation, biological process: embryo implantation; negative regulation of cell adhesion; negative regulation of stem cell proliferation. The coding region runs from base 127 to 2244 and encodes 705 amino acids. NCBI's taxonomy places the organism in Eukaryota, Metazoa, Chordata, Mammalia, Rodentia, Muridae. Gene Ontology annotation, molecular function: integrin binding; peptidase activator activity; fibronectin binding. The record is from RefSeq and is marked validated. The transcript has 17 exons. Gene Ontology annotation, cellular component: extracellular matrix; non-collagenous component of basement membrane; elastic fiber.